This is a messenger RNA of Mercenaria mercenaria, 2738 nucleotides long. RefSeq names its product reticulon-4-interacting protein 1 homolog, mitochondrial-like. NCBI's taxonomy places the organism in Eukaryota, Metazoa, Mollusca, Bivalvia, Venerida, Veneridae. The transcript has 11 exons. The record is from RefSeq and is a predicted model, not a curated record. The coding region runs from base 138 to 1370 and encodes 410 amino acids. Gene Ontology annotation, cellular component: mitochondrion. Gene Ontology annotation, molecular function: oxidoreductase activity; zinc ion binding.
AUUUUCUUCACAUAAUGUGUGUGCGCAUCCCAGAUGUAGACACCAAACAGUCAGUUUAGUGGAUGUUCGUCCUCAUAACUAUUCGACUCUGCUAAAUAAUUUUGUUUUCUAUCUAUGACGUCAGAUUCUUGUACACAAUGAAGCUGACUGUGGUAAAAGCCUCCUCUAGCUGCCUCCGAUGCUCGGUAUUGCGGGUAUUAAUGCCACAAACCAAUGUAACUACUAGCAAAUUCAUCAAUCUGGAUCGGCACAGUAGCACUAGCACAUCGUCUGGUGUAAAAAGGAAAGUAAAACCAAGAAUGAAAGCAUGGCAGAUUUAUCAGUAUGGAGGAAAUGAAGAGCUCACACUAUCAUCAUCAGCAAAGAUUCCAGAAAUUAAGAAUCCUAAAGACCUCCUCAUAGAGAUCCAUGCUGCCAGUGUCAAUCCCAUUGAUGUUAGAAUGAGAGAUGGUUACGGUAGAACAAUGAUAAAUCAGAUGAGAAAAUGGUUUGGAACAACCUCUGGUGGAACUGAAUUCCCACUUACACUGGGACGGGACUUUUCUGGUGUUGUCAAACAAACUGGCCACGGGGUGUCAAGGUUUAAACCUGGAGAUGAGGUGUGGGGAGCAUUGGCUGCAGAACGACCUGGAACUCAUGCUCAGUACUGUGUGGCUGGAGAGAAAGAGAUCUGCCACAAGCCUACCUCACUAUCACAUACAGAGGCAGCGUCUAUACCCUAUGUUGCUUUGACAGCCUGGGCAGCACUUUGUUUCGUUGGUGAGAUGACAGAGAAGAACACACCAGGAAAAAGGGUUUUAGUCCAUGGUGGAGCUGGCGGAAUAGGGACAUUUGCAAUACAGUUAAUGAAAUCGUGGGGAGCACAUGUUAUAACAACGUGUUCAACAGACGCUAUGCCUCUAGUCAAACACUGUGGGGCUGACGAUGUUAUUGAUUACACAACGCAUAAUGUAGCAGAUGCACUCGCAAAUCUUGACAAGGUUGAUGUUGUGUUAGACCCUCUGGGAGGGGAAACUCCUAGUUUUACCCUGGAUGUCCUGAGGUCCUGGACUGGUGCUAAAUAUGUGAGUCUUGUUAUGCCAGUGCUGCCUGCAAUGGAUAAGCUUGGUCUGAUAGGAGGUCUGGCACAGUCUGUCGCGGAUUUAAACUUCAUGGCCAUAAAGAGUUUCUCUAAAGGUGGUGUAAACUUUAGAUGGGCAUUUUUCAUGCCAAAUGCUAAUGCUUUGAGGAAAAUCACCUUGAUGGUAGAUGCUGGACAAAUACAACCUGUUAUAGACAAAGUAUUCAAGUUCGAGGACUUGCCAGAGGCUUAUGAGAAAGUCGGAAGAAGAAAGGGUCGAGGAAAAACAGUCAUAGACAUGUUAUCAUGAAACUAAUGCUGCAGAUUAAAACAGUUUGAAACCACAAUGUAGAUGUUUAUAUUCUAUAAAUACUUAUAUUAUUUGAUUUAACAAAUAAACAAGGCCUUCGAGUGGUUUGUUGCCUGACUGUUUAUCAUGGUUCAGAUGCGCAAGAAUUGUACCACCAGGGCAUUAGCCCGAGUGGUCAAAUUUCUUUGAUCUGACGGAAUAACCAUGGUAAAUUAGACGACAAACCACAAGAGGACCUUGAUUGUUUCAAUGGUCAUUUAAAUAUUUUGAUAAGAAUUUUGCUGGGUUUCAUUUAUCCAGGUAGUAAUAAACCGGACAUCAUGCAGCAAUUUGAUGUCUUUAUUGAUGUCAUAAUGUUUCUUACCGGUCAACAUGUCAACCAUUGUUUAUAUACAGUACUUGACUUUCUUCCUUGUUAAACUGUCAGUCAAAUGCAGCCACGUUAGAAUGUAAACUUAAUGGAAGUUCCUUUUAAUGCUUUUCCCUGAAUUAUUUACACAUUAUACCCAAAUUCGUAAAUAAAAAUGUGAACAAUUGCUUCCUGGUAUCUGUGUAAGCAUUACAUAUUUUUGUGUAUAAACAGUACAGUAAGUUAGUUUUGAAGUAGCACACACCUAAUACAUGUUAUAGGCUACAUGUAUAACUAAACAAAGUAUACUACAUGUGUACUACCACAAAAAUGCUCGAGUCCGACGUUCUUUUUUAACAUAUGACUGAUUAUACUUAAUUGUAAAUGUACCUCAACAAACACAGUUUUUCAGUCCAUUUGAUGGGGACUUAAAACAUAUUAUGUUACAUGUAUUAUUUAGCAAAUAAUCAAGGCCUUCAAGUUGUUUAUCGUCUGAUUUACCACGGUUCAGAGUUCAGAUGUGUAGGAAUUGAACCACGAGGGUGUUAGCCGGAGUGGUUAAAUACUGAAGCAUCUGAACGAUGAACCGUGGUAAAUUAGACGAUAAAUAACAAGAAGGCCUUGAUUGUUUUCAUUCUGACAUGCUCAUUGAUAUAUUUUAAUAGAUAUUAUACUGGACUUCGUUUACGCAAGGAGUAAUUAUGGAACGUCAUGUGGCAAUAUGACGUAAUAAUUGACGCCAUAAUGCUCUCUUACCGGUCCGCGCGUCAACCGUUGUUUAUCGCAGAAUAUAUAGAGAUUGUUGGUUUUCUUCUUUGUUUAACUGGAAAUAAAAUCCAGCCAUGUUAGAAUUAAAGAUAAACUUCGACGUAAUGUGAAAUGUUCGAAUUAGAUAACUUUAAGUGGAGAAGAAAAUGUAGUUCCUUUGUAAUUUUUAAAGGUACACGUCCAGAUUUAUGUAAUGUCUUUAUCAAAAUCAAGACAGAACACUCACUUGUUAAAAUAUAUUCAGUAAGAAA